AUGGGUAUUAAAAUUAUCGGAUUUGGUAAAUCACCCACUACUCUUAGAGUAAUUCUUACCCUUCAAGAGUUAGGUCUAGAACAUGAAUUUGAAGAAGGCGUUUAUAAUGAAAUGAAAUCACCUGAUUUUCUUGCCACAAAAAAUCCAUUCGGGAAAGUCCCAGUAAUGAUUGAUGACGGUUUUACACUUUACGAAUCGCGUGCAAUCUGUCGUUAUCUCGUAAACAAAUACCAAGGAACCAAGAAUUCUACAAUUUUGAUUCCAAAGGAUAUACAAAAGGCCGCUUUGGUUGAACAAUACUUAUCGGUCGAAAGUUUAUAUUUUGAUUUACCAUCAACAGCCAUUAAUUUUGAAGAAAUUGUUGCUGUAAAGUAUAUGAAUAGAGAAGCUGAUGCUGAAAAGGUCAAAGAAGCAAAAGAAAAAAUUGAAAAUACAUUGGAUAUCUAUGAAAAAUUUCUCGAGGGAAAAGAUUAUUUGAUUGGUGAAUAUUCUUUGGCUGAUCUUGUUCAUAUAGCUAAUAUCUAUGUUAAUGUUCAUAAAACUAGCGCUAAAGAUGUAUAUUAUGAUGCUAAAAGACCCAAUGUUGUUAAAUGGGUGAAAAGGAUUUUCGAAAGACCUGCUUGGAAACAAAUAGCAGCAAAUCUUAAUUCCGACUAA
Entrophospora sp. SA101 is the source of this 657-nucleotide messenger RNA. Lineage: Eukaryota; Fungi; Glomeromycota; Glomeromycetes; Entrophosporales; Entrophosporaceae. The record is from the annotation of a GenBank genome assembly.